AUGGCUGACCCAAUUCAAAAACUUAAAAAUGAUAUAGCUUUAAACAAUGCAGUGAUAUUUAUUGGCAGAGGUGUAUCUAUUUAUACAACAAAUGGUGAACAAAGAGUGUGUGAUUGGAAAGGAUUACUAAAACACGGAUUACAACAAUGUUACCGAUCAGGAUGGAUGAGCGACGAAGAAUUUGUGUGUUUCGAUACUCAGUUCGAUAGUGAUAUAGCAAAAAUUGAUGACUGUUUACUUGCUGCCGACCAAAUUAAGGCUUAUUUUCAAAUGAAAAGGGAUGAGAUAAACGAUGAUCUUUACAAAACAUGGUUAAGAGAAACAGUAGGAAAUUUAUCAGCUAAAAGACUGGAGCUUAUUAAAUCUAUAGAAGAAUUAGAGUGUCCAAUUUUAACAACUAACUAUGACUUAUUGCUUGAAGAUGUACUUGGCAAAAAACCAUUAACUUGGAAUGAAUAUUAUACUAAUGGUAUUGAUGAUUCGUUAGAGCAUUUCAAAGAUUAUAUUUUACAUGUAUAUGGGCAUUUUAAAGAUACAGAUAGUAUAAUUUUCAGUAGCCAUGAUUAUUAUCAACUCCUUAAAAACGAAUCUAGUCAAUCAAGACUGAAAGAACUUAUGAAAACAAAGACUUUGUUAUUCAUUGGAUAUGAUGGCGAAAUAUCUGAUCCAACUUUUUCGAAUUUAUUGAAAUGGAUAUUUUUUGUAACAGAUAACAAACCAUCGUCCAUGUAUAAACUUGUUAAAUCCAAUAAAUAUCACAUGUUUCAUCAAAUACCAAAUAUUUUGUUUUCGGAGAAUAUUAAGGAAGUUCAAUAUGGCAAUAAUGCAGAAGAUUUAUUACAAUUUCUAAAAAGUCUCAAAUCAUUUACAUCAUUAAUACGUGAAAGUUUAUCAUUGAUAGAUAAAAAAGAAUUUGUUCGUAAAAAAUAUUUGAAUUAUCUUAUCAAUGAAUAUGCACAUGUAUCAAUUUUUGGAUAUUCUAAUACUAACAUGAGUUUACCUUUGGAAAGUGUCUAUGUAGAAUUAAAAUUUGAUCCAACACAUCCGAAAGAGAAAAUACCAAUUCUUAUUCCAAUAUGGAAAUAUGUUGAUCAAGUAAAAGAAAAUCACAAUGAAAAAAAAUCUACUUUACUUCAGUUUAUUUAUGAAAAUUCUACUUUUGACUCAACAUUUUUCAAUAAUGACGAGCGAAUGGAACUAUCAUUUUUGAUGAAACAAUCAUUAGUAGAAGGAAAUAUUUUAGUUAUAUUCGAAGGUUUAGAUGAAGUUCCUGUUCAUGUGGAUCGAUCGGAUUUAAUAAAGGAAAUAAACACAUUAUUAGAACGAGGAAUAGAUUAUGAUUUGAUGCAUGAUAAGCUUACUUAUUCAGUUUAUGAACAGAAAGAAAUAUAUAAUACCAGAGAUCCUACUAGCGGUAAUCGAUUCAUCAUAACAAGUCGUAUUGAAGGAAAUUAUUUUGAAGAUAUCAAUUUUUUUAUUCCAAGAUUAACUAUUGAAGAUAUGUCUAAUGAUGCUCUCAAAUUAUUUUGUAGUUCAUAUAUGAAAUGUAUUAAUGAGAUUUCAGUUAAAGCUGGAAGACUUGCGAAAGAAAGUAAUAUCGAUCAAUUACAUAAUGAUAUAACACAAAGCAAAGAUAUUUUUCAUUUGGCGAUUAAUCCACAAUUGGCCAGUGUAAUUGCUGCAGUUUAUAAUCAAUGCGAUGGUCAAUUACCAGAGAAAAGAAUUGAUUUAUAUGAAAAAGCCAUCGAAAAAAUGAUAGAACGGUUAGUAACACUUUAUAUCAAUUCUUCAACAAAUUAUCUAGGCAAAGAGCUUGGACUCAAUGCCACUAUGUUUUGGUCAAUAUUACAAGAAAUAGCUGAAUAUCUUCAUAGUAAAGUUGAAGGACUAUCAGAGAAUAUGUUAAAAGAAAUAAUAAGAAAAUGUUUAUUAGAUUAUCAAAAGAAAUCAUCGGAAAGUCUGGAAACAAAGAUCGAUGAAUUAAUCUUAAAACUUGUGGAUAUUUUUAAAUACCAAGCAGGUGUACUCAAUGAAUUUGGUCAUAAUAGUUUUCGAUUUAUACAUCGUACGUUUCAAGAAUAUCUUGCAGCUAAAAGUAUUAUCAUUCGUUAUGGAAGUGAACAAUCGGAAGAUAUGAUUUAUCACAAUAUUCAUAAUAAAAUUGAUAUUCCCAAUUGGAGAGUUCCUCUUAGUAUGACAUUUGGAAUUCUGAGUAAAUCAGCUGAACAUAGUCUAUUAUUUAGCAAUAUUAUUAGAAGAUUGUUAAAAGAUGAGAAAGCUUUAUCUAAUAUGCAAUCUUCUACACUUCUAGUACCAUUUGUUAUUAUUGAUUCAUUAAAUGACAUGCAGUUUUCAUUCAAAGAUACAGAACAUGAAUUGAUUCGGAAAUUAGCAGACAUGCUAUUGUCUGAUUAUGAAAAUAUGUCUGGUUUCUCACGUUUAAAAGAACAUCAGGAAAUGAUUCAAUCUUAUUUCUUGAAAUUGAAAAGAAAAUAUGAUAAUACAAUGACAGAUUGGUUUAUUGAAAAGAUAAAUCAUGAAGACGAUGUUGCUGCAUGUGCUAACAUUAUUUAUCACUUGAAAUGGUAUAAUCGAAAAUUUCAUGAAAUAUUUCUAAAGAAUUUACACAAUGAUUCUAUAAUUUGGAAUUGGCCAAUCGAUUCGAUCUUACGAUUCUAUUCGAAUGAAAUUAAAGAUGAAGCAGUGUUAACACAAUUAAAAUUCAAAAAUACGAUAAAUAAAAAUCCAGAAAUAAUCAAAAUUAUUAUAAACAGCAAGGCUUGGCUUCCAUUAAUUACAGCUCUUUAUGGAGGCUAUAAGAAUUACAAGACUCAAUCAAGCAUAUCAGAAUAUUAUGAAAUAGCUCAAUUUCUAGAAUUAAGCUCUAUUGAAAGAGCACCGUUUACUUUUUACUAUCAAGAAAUUUGGGAUAGAGAUGAUGCAGCUUAUAGUAUGGCUGUGUAUCUUGACACAAAAGUAACUAAAAAACUCUGGACUGAAAAGCCAAUAUUUGAUAAAAAUGACAUUUACAAAGAAUCAUUUUUGACAAAUAAAAUCCUCGAGCUACUUCAGGAAGAAAAAUCGACAACAGAAUUAAUAGAAGAUUUGCGCAAACAAAUCAAUAGUCAAAAAUUAAGUAGAAGUGAAAAAGUGGAAGUAUCCAUCGCAUUAAUCGUUUUAGGUGACUUCGACUUCAUAAAUGCUCUUAUAGAAGAAGGAGAAGAAAUAUUCAUAAAAAGCUUCAGAAAUAGAAUCGAACAACUUAUUGAUAUUUUGAAAGAUCCAAUUGCAAGAUGGUCUUUGAAUAUUUCCGAAUAUUUACUUAAAAUUUAUAAUAGUAUGAAAGCGAAUCCGUUAUUGUAUGACAUCAAUUUUUUACAUUAUUGCAGAAUAUAUUUAUCCAUAAUAGCCAAUAGUGGAGGUUUGCCAAUAGACACUAGGAUAUUAGCAGAAGCUGUAGAUAAUGUCGAAGAUAAAUAUAGCCUUUAUGCAGAAUACUUUGCCUUUCAAAUCGCUGGUACAGCUCAUAGUUUUCAAUAUCAGGUUGCUGUAUUAUGUGACAAGUGCAUCUCUGCAACUGAACCUGAUCUGAUUAUGAAUUCAUUUUUAAAAAUUAGUGAUACAAUUCAGAUUUAUAGGCCAGUUCGAGGGUAUCCAUGGGUCACAGACAUGUUUACUUUUAAAUUAAACAAUGAUGAUGAUGAUAUACCAAUAGCAAUGUUCAACUGUUUAGAGAAUAUCAAUACAAAUAUAGCAUAUUUAGUGGAUACCAUUUCUGAGACUUUCCGUAAGAAAGAAUAUUUCAAUAAAAAUCCAGAAUUGAUUCCAUUAGUUGUAUUGUUACAUUUUGGAAUUAUUUCAAAAGACAGUGAUAGGUUUGGAAUUUACAAAAAUUUACUUCCUGAAUUAGCUGAACAGUCAGAUGUAAAAGAAUUUUUAUUUGAAACAAUUCAAUCCAUAUGCAAUCCUUAUUAUAAAUCAAGAGCAUUAUAUCAAUUAGCAGAAUUUUAUGAUAAAAAAAGUUAUGAAUUGUUAAAUGAAUCUUUUAUAUUAACAAAAAAUAUUCAAAAACCAACUUUAAAGUUUCAAGUGUUGGAAAAGAUUUUUAGUAUUGUUCAUUAUAAGGAAGUAGAUCGCACGCUAUUCAUUCAAAACAUUCUUGAUGAGUUAAUUUUAACAUUUGACAAUAUUGAUGGUUUUCAUAAUCGAAUUAUUGCAUCGAUAAGAUUAUCAUUUUAUGGAUCAGGAGAAUUUCGAAAAAAGUAUUUAGCUAUUGCUUUAGAAACACUUGAUCGAAUGGAUGAAGAUAAUGAAAAAAUCAAAUUAAUUAUUAAACUAAAACCAUUAAUUAGUAUUUAUGAUGAUCUUCUAAUCAAACUAAAUGAAAUGAUAGCAACACUCAAGAAUAAAAUGCAUAAUUAUUUUGUCAAUUCUUAUUAUGGAAGAAUAUUAUUUACUGAAACAUUAAAUAUUCCUAAGUCAAACUUAAAUUUAGAUAUAAGUCAAAAUUUAGAAAACGAGGAUGAUAACAAAAAAAUUGUCGAUCUUCCAAAUUAUAUAGAACUUCAAUCUUUAUUUUUAUUGAUUGCACAAUUGAAUGAUACAAAAUUAGUUAUUGAUCAAACAGAAAACACUGAUCAUUUAUGGAUUCAUCUUUUAAAAGAUACUGAUAAUCAGUCAAAUAUAGACAAGAUAUUAACUAUUGGUUUACAUGAUGGAAUAUUUUUGACACCACAAGUAGCCAUUAUUGUAGAUGAAUUGAUAGAAAAAGGAAAAGAAGAUCAUAUAUCGAUGCUUUUUCCCUAUAUUAUAAAACCGUCAAAUGAAAAUAAAAUUGGUAUACCCAAUUGGCGAGUUCCACUUAGUAUGACGUUUGGAAUUCUGAGUAAAUCCGAUGAAGAUAAUCUAUUAUUUAGUAAUAUUAUUAGAAGAUUGUUAACAGAUGAAAAAGUUUCGCUUAAUAUGCAAUCGUCUACACUUCUAAUAUCAUUUGUUAUUAUUGAUUCAUUAAAUGACAUGCAUUUUUCCUGUAAAGAUACAGAGCAUGAAUUAAUUCAAAAAUUAGCAGAUAUGCGUUUGUCUGAUUAUACAAAUAUAUCUGGUUUCUCACGCUUAAAAGAACAUCAAGAAUUAAUUAAAUCUUAUUUCUUGAAGUUGAAAAGAAAAUAUAAUCACACGUUGGCAGAAUGGUUUAUUGAAAAGAUGAAUCAUGAAGAUAAUGUUGCUGCAUGUGCUAGUAUAAUUUAUCAAUUGAAAUGGUAUAAUUCAAAAUUUCAUGAAAUAUUUGUAAAGAAUUUACACAAUGAUUCUAUAAUUUGGAAUUGGUAA
Molecule: messenger RNA, 5328 nt
Organism: Rotaria sp. Silwood2
Lineage: Eukaryota; Metazoa; Rotifera; Eurotatoria; Philodinida; Philodinidae
Source: the annotation of a GenBank genome assembly